GCUAAAAAGCCUCUUCCCUCUAGUGUUCUUCAUCUAUAUUUGGCCAAACACCUAAAUCUGGAAAUUAGCGGCAAAGAAAUGUCUCUUCCGGUUUCAACAAUCCCAUCUCCUUCUCCUGCUCAUGAAACAAGCCAGGUCGCUGAACGCCGGUCGGGAAAUUUUCAUCCAAGCAUAUGGGGGGAUUACUUUCUCAAAUAUGCUUCUGACUCCAACUCAAUGAGUUCUCAAGGCGUAGCAAAGGAACGGAUUGAGAAAUUGAAAGGAGAAGUGAGAAAGAUGUUGACAAGCGCUAUGGAUAAGCCUUCGCAGAAGUUGAACUUAAUUGAUCAAAUUCAACGCUUAGGACUUGCCUAUCAUUUUGAAAUUGAGAUAGAUGAGCAGCUGGAACAAAUCCACAGAAGCUAUUUUGAAUUUCACUGUGGCGAUAAUGAUAACAACCUGCAUACAACCGCUUUACUCUUUCGAUUGUUGCGACAACACAGUUACAAUAUUCCAUGCGAAAUCUUCAACAAGUUCAAGGACAACGAAGGGAACUUCAGCAAAUCGCUCAUCGCUGAUGUGCAAGGAUUGCUAAGUCUAUUUGAAGCUUGCCAUCUAGGAUUUCAUGGCGAUGUUAUUUUGAACGAUGCACUUGCUUUUACUAUCACUCUCCUUGAAUCAAUUGACAAAGGAAAAGUAACCGGUAAUCUCAAAAAACAAGUGACCCAUGCCCUAAACCAGCCAAUCCACAAGGGACUGCCAAGGGUAGAGGCAAGGCAUUACAUUCAACUCCACCAAGAGGAGCCUUCACAUAAUGAAGUCUUGCUUUCCUUGGCGAAACUUGAUUUCAACUUAUUGCAAGAGCAACACCAGAAGGAACUUGGCAACAUUACAAGGUGGUGGAAGGAUUUAGAUGGAGAGAGAAAGUUUCCGUUUGCCAGAAAUAGGCUUGUGGAGCUGUAUUUCUGGAUGUCGGGAGUUUAUUUCGAGCCGGAGUAUGAAGCCACUAGAGAAAUACUAACCAAAGUGAUGGUGAUUGUUUCCAUAUUUGAUGAUGUGUAUGAUAUCUAUGCCACAUUGGAAGAACUAGAACUCUUCACGAAAGCAAUUGAAAGGUGGGCUGUCGAUGCCAAAGAUGGAUUGCCCGAGUACAUGCAAGUGUGUUAUAAGACACUUCUUGAUUUGUAUGAUGAAAUUGGCUACGAAGUGACUAGAAAAGGACAAUCAUACUGCCUCUUCUAUGCAAAAGAAGUGAUGAAAAACCAUAUGAGAACAUACUUAGCCCAAGCCAAAUGGUUCCAGCAAAACUACGUACCAACGAUGGAGGAGUACCUGCCCAUUGCAUCAUUAUCCAUCGGUUGUGAAUUGCUAUUAGGGACGUCGUUUCUGGGAAUGGGGGAUGUCGUAACAAAAAGUUAUUUUGACUGGUUAUUACUUAGCGACAACAAGAUGGUGAAUGCUUCGGGUGUAAUCUCUCGGCUCAUGAAUGACAUUGCUGGACAUAAGUUUGAGCAAGAGAGAGGACAUACAGCAUCUUCAGUGGAGUGUUUCAUGAAACAAUAUAAAGUUACGGAGCAAGAGGCUAAGGACGCUCUCCGUAAACAAGUGGUCAAUGCAUGGAAGGACAUAAACAAAGAGCUGUGCCAUCCGACCUCUGUCCCCAAGCCACUCCUUGUGCGAAUUCUCAAUUUUGCACGAGUCUUCCAUGUGGUGUAUAAUGAUGAAGUAGAUCACUACUCUCAUGCUGGAACAAAGCUCAAAGAAUUUGUGACUUCUCUUCUCGUCGAUCCAUUGCCAAUGUGAUGAUUUGGAAGAACAAGUUUAGUUACCAAGUGUCAUAGUUGCAUUAGAGAUUUUCGAAUUUGCUCUGUUCACAAGUUGACUUGUGUUGAAUAUUGCUCUUUUUCUGUUUGUCUUUUUAUCGUUUGGAAUGACUGCGUCUAUCUAUCAUCUAUACAGUUAAAUUCUUAAGCAGACCACAAGACGGUCAUGAUGUGGUGUAUAAUGAUGAAAUAGAUCACCACUCUUAUGCUGGAACAAAGCUCAAAGAGUUUGUGA
Molecule: messenger RNA, 2037 nt
Organism: Eucalyptus grandis
Lineage: Eukaryota; Viridiplantae; Streptophyta; Magnoliopsida; Myrtales; Myrtaceae
Product: (-)-germacrene D synthase-like
Exons: 7
Coding region: 79-1782 (567 amino acids)
Biological process (GO): diterpenoid biosynthetic process
Molecular function (GO): terpene synthase activity; magnesium ion binding
Source: RefSeq, a predicted model, not a curated record